AUGUCACAGAUUUAUAUAAACCACCCUGCUCUAAGGCAUCACUGUUGCCAUCAUUUAAAGGGGAGUAUUUUGAAUGACACAACAGCCUCCAGCCAACUGGCCAUAGGAAUAAUCUUCUUGUUACAGACUGUUCUUGGAAUCUGGGGCAAUUUCUCCCUUCUGUACCAUUACCUCUUUCUUUACCACACUCAGUGCAGGAUGAGGGUCACAACUUUGAUUUGCAAGCACCUGGCUAUUGCCAACUUUUUGGUCAUUCUCUCGAAAGGAGUCCCUCAGACAAUUACAACUUUGAGGUUGAAACACUUUGCCAAUGAUUUUGCAUGCAAACUUAUUUUGUAUGUUGAGAGAGUGGGCAGGAGUAUGUCCAUCGGCACCACCUGCCUCUUGAGUGUGUUUCAGACCAUCACGAUCAGCCCCAAGUACUGCUGUUGGAAGAAUCUUAAAGUCAAAGCCCAAAAGUACAUUGCCUUCUCCAUUUCCUUCUGCUGGAUCCAGUGCAUGUUUGUACAUCUCAUUUUUCCUCUAUAUGCAUUAUAUGUUUCUGACAAAAGGCGCAGCACAAACAUGAGAAAUACAAGAGAUUCAGGGUACUGUUCUGACACAGAUCUUGAGAAAAUCUCGGGUUCAAUAUAUGUAGCUUUGAUAGUGUUCCCUGAAAUUUCAUUUUCUGUGCUCAUCUUCUGGGCCAGUGGCUCCAUGAUUCUCACCCUGUACAGACACAGUCAGAGAGUCCAGUAUAUUCACAAGGCUAGUGUGUCUCCCAGAUCCUCUGCUGAGUCCAGAGCCACCCAAAGUAUCCUACUCUUGGCGAGCACCUUCAUGUGUUUCCACACCCUAUCCUGCAUCUUUAAUAUUUGUUUUGCUCUUUAUCAUAAUCCCAGUUGGUGGUUGGUGUAUACAACUGGCCUGAUUUCUGUGUGUUUUCCCUUUAUCAGCCCCUUUCUGCUCAUGAGCCGUGACUCCAUUGUAUCCAGUCUCUGCUUUCUGUACAUGAAGAACUCAGUAUUGCAUAAUCUUAUCAGAAAAAUGUAA
Budorcas taxicolor (takin) is the source of this 1032-nucleotide messenger RNA. Its product is annotated as vomeronasal type-1 receptor 4-like. Gene Ontology annotation, cellular component: membrane. Gene Ontology annotation, molecular function: pheromone receptor activity. The transcript has a single exon. The coding region runs from base 1 to 1032 and encodes 343 amino acids. The record is from RefSeq and is a predicted model, not a curated record. Lineage: Eukaryota; Metazoa; Chordata; Mammalia; Artiodactyla; Bovidae. Gene Ontology annotation, biological process: G protein-coupled receptor signaling pathway.